UUUAUUUUCUUUUUUUUUAUAUUAUAUAUCAUGCCUGCUGAUUUACCUUUAUAUAAAUCAGAUAGUUCUACACUAUUGAGGCGACCUAAACAAAAUAAAAGACUUAUUAUAGCAUUCGCUUUGAUUGGUGUAUGUUUUAUCUUUUAUCUCAAUGCUCGUUUGACUGCCUCCAAUUCUCAAACUGACCAAGAAACUUUACCCACUUCCAAUAGACCUAACUAUGAUUCUUCUGAACCUACCUCUCAACAACAACAACAAGAUGACUAUUUUCCUUCUAUAGUACCUCAAGAAGAAGCUAAUACAAGUGAUAACAAGGACACAUAUUCACCAUCCACUCAUUCUGAUUCUCAUAAACCUAUGACCCAACCUUUUGAUGAUGAAACAACUAUGAUUGAUACUGUCAUCAACACUUCAAAGCAUUAUCCUCAACUUGUGCUUAUCACUUCCAAUGCUGUUUCUAUGGACCGUCGACGCCUGAUACGUGAAAAAUACUUUGGCCUUCGUGAUAAUUUACUUCCCUGUAUGACUUAUAACGCGGAUGUAUACUACAAAUUCUUGAUUCAUGGUGGUGCUCCUCAUGCUGAUACUCCUAUUCGUCGUCAAUUUGAAGCUGAAAAAAUGGAAUGGAAUGAUAUUGUAGAAUUAUCGACUGGUACUUCAUUGGAUCAAGUGGAUGUACUAGAAUGGGUGGAAACUGAUUUGGCAGAUCAAGGCAUUACAUAUGAUUAUAUGAUUUUACAAGACAUCAACACGUUUGUGCAACUGGAUAUCAUCAAACAAGAACUGGAUUCUGGUGUGAUUAGCGACAGUUUGGAUUCUCCAUUUUCCAUUAAUCCUGAUGCACCUACUAAUCUUGUAUGGGGUAACUUCCGAGGUGAUGCCGGUGACAAGGAUGCUGUGGUGGUAGGCGCAAGUGCUGUCAAACUGGCUUUACAGCAUCGCAAAGAAAUCGAGGCUGCAAGUAACAAAGGUGAACCUAUCCUGACAAGUAUGUACAAAUAUUAUCAAGCUUACACUGAUACAACUGAGGCCGAUAAUGACGACACUGCUGCUGAUGAUAAUAACGUUGCGGAGCAAGAGGCGUUGGAACGUGGACAAUUGAUUCCUGAAUUUAUACGUGAAGAUGGUCCUGAAGGUAGUCAUCGGUUCAUUCAAUGGGAAAACAACGUGGAAUCUGUGCAUCCUGAAGAUAUUGCGGUGACUCGUGUAUAUCAAGAUUUGGAAUUCUCUGAAUUGUCUCUUUGGACUCGUUUAAAGCCUGUACCCGUAUGCCAUCGUGCUCAAUCUACUUCUGGUGGACCUACUCGACCUUUGGAUGAUGAUGAAGAAGUAACGGCACUUUUGGAAGAAGAACAUACUGAUUUGGACUUGGCAACAAAUAACAACAACAAUGAUAAUGAUAAAGCUUCUUCGAUGGCAGUGGUAACAUCAUCAUUUAUCUAUGAUGCAUGUAUGGAACCUUCAGCAACGCGAGCGGCCAUGAACAAGAGGGAUUAUGCUUUAAAACAUGGAUACUCAUUUGUGGCACGAUCUGCCGAAUUUGCACAAGAAUCAGCUCGUGGACAACGCAAGACAGUAUGGGGCAAGAUCGACGUAGUAGAAAAAGUACUUCCCAAGUAUGAAUGGAUCUUUUGGUUGGAUAUGGAUGCAGUGGUGAUGAAUCAAGAUCGACAAUUGGAAGAUAUAUUGGAUCAAUGUCGUCAAGCCUAUCCUGAUGGUCCUGAAGCGUUUGAUGAUCAAGUGGACUUUGUGGUAUCUCGUCCUACUCGUGAUCCAAUGAUUAAUGCUGGUGUUUUCCUGAUGCGUAACACUCCCUGGGCUAUGCAAUUCCUUCGUGAUGUGCAAAAGACGACUUUUUGGUUUAACAAAGGUCCCUCUUACGAACAAGGUGCUAUGUGGGAUAUCAUGCGAUUACCCGAAAACAAACAAAAGGUCUUCCUUCUUGAUCGUGAUGAUCAUACAUUCAAUACUUUCCCCAAGUUUUAUAAUUCUGGUGAUUUUGUCGUCCAUUUCGCUCCUGACAAAUGUCCCAAUGAUGCUACUAUCAAAGGUCUCAAUGCUGCUGACAAAAUCUUGACUGGUGGUGCCGUGACUAAAUUGGAUUUAGAAUAACUUUUUUUUAUUAUCAUUAUUUUUAUGUUGAUUCUUUUUUUUUUUU
Halteromyces radiatus is the source of this 2158-nucleotide messenger RNA. RefSeq names its product galactosyl transferase GMA12/MNN10 family-domain-containing protein. The record is from RefSeq and is a predicted model, not a curated record. Gene Ontology annotation, biological process: protein N-linked glycosylation. The annotation marks the transcript as partial. Gene Ontology annotation, molecular function: glycosyltransferase activity. The transcript is spliced from 2 exons. NCBI's taxonomy places the organism in Eukaryota, Fungi, Mucoromycota, Mucoromycetes, Mucorales, Cunninghamellaceae. Gene Ontology annotation, cellular component: Golgi membrane.